Molecule: messenger RNA, 1546 nt
Organism: Leptopilina boulardi
Lineage: Eukaryota; Metazoa; Arthropoda; Insecta; Hymenoptera; Figitidae
Exons: 3
Coding region: 46-858 (270 amino acids)
Source: RefSeq, a predicted model, not a curated record
AUUUUCCUCUAAAUCUAAUAGUGGAAACUAGUUUCAUUAACGAUCAUGUUCAAGCGAAUUUUAUAUAUUAACAUUGCCACUAUUGGCUCGAAAAUUUGUGGAUUUAUAGCACCGCUACUUAUUCCACCUUUGCAUAUUGCUUUUCUAUACUAUUUCUGGCAAGAUUUUGCUCGAGAUGUCGAUAAGCAAUAUUGUUCUUGUUCUUGUUGGGAUACUGUUUUCAAAGGUUCAUAUGAAUCGGGAAUUGCUUCUUAUAAACAUAUGUACUUUAAUGCAACAUCGAAUACAUUAAAAAUAUGGAUAUCAAUUGUUUUUGGAGUAAUUGUAUUCUAUGAAACGGUCAAGUAUUUAACAUGGUUGGCAUUCCAAAAUCGUCUUCGUACAAGUAUGUUCAUUCUCUUCCUGUCUGCUGUCUUCUCACAUUAUUAUUCCUGGUGGGUCUACAUUAAUUAUUGGAAUGAUGAUUUUUAUUCUCAAUGGUACCAUCAAUUAUUUUUCUCCAUCACGGAACUGAUAUCAACAAUACUUGUGAUACAUUUGGCUGAUGAUAAAAAUCCUGUAACACAUCGUAUAGCAUUUGGAAUUAGUGCUAUUGCACUUAUGCAUAUUCUUGCUGGAGGAUGGGAUCAAUUUGUCACAAAUGUUGUCAGGGGAGAAGGAUACGCGCAUCAGGUCGUUCGCGAUCUUGGCUUCAUGAUUCCCGAUAUUCUGCAUGUAAUUAUACCUUUAUGGUCAUUGCGAUGGAGAUCUAUCUACAGUCUUCCCGGAGCUGGUUUGAAAGAUCCUAAUAUCAAACGCGAUCUUACUUUCAUGUUAGGAAUGGUUCUUAUCGGUUUACUUAUUUGUGCAAUUUUAUAAUUUUAUUUUUUUUCAAAUUUUACUUUCGAGUGCAAAAAAUAAUUUUUUAUUGCGAAAAUAUAAACGAAAUAAGUAACAAAAAGAAUAUAAUUAUUAAAAUAUGGACGUUAAAUUUCGGAAAAUUGAAAUUUUCCUUUUGAAUAAAAAUAUUAGUACGUUUCCCUUUAGAGAACAAAAAUGUAACUGUUAGAUAUCACUUUAGUCAACAUACAUAUAUGUAUUUUAUGAAUAAGAUAGGAACUGAAAGUUUUAAACAAAAUCGUAGAAUGAACUCAAGACAACGUAACAGUAUUUUUAGGAAUAUAGUUGUUCGUAUAGUUGUUAAGAAACUAUAGAGAUAUCAAAAUGUUAGUAGUUCAGUAAUCGUUGGUAUUUAACAACCCCCCCCACCCUCUCUCCCCCUCUAUCAUAUCAUUUUCACUAUUUGUAGUACGUAUAUACAUUUUAUAAUUAUAGUAGAAUAACUUUUUAUAAUCGCGAUUUUUUCUAUUAUUGUUACAAUGGAGAAAAAUAGUUUUUGACAUUUUACUGGUUAAGAAAUUGUUUUUUCUCGGUACGUAAUAACUAAAAAGUGGAAGUUAAAUAUAUAAUUUUUUAAUAAGACUGAGAAUAACAUUUUAAAACUGACUAAGGAGAAAGUAUCAAAUGCUACUAAAAAUCAAAAAAAAAAAAAAAAAAAAAAAUGUUU